Molecule: messenger RNA, 2063 nt
Organism: Carassius auratus (goldfish)
Lineage: Eukaryota; Metazoa; Chordata; Actinopteri; Cypriniformes; Cyprinidae
Product: apelin receptor B-like
Exons: 1
Coding region: 102-1181 (359 amino acids)
Biological process (GO): neutrophil chemotaxis; immune response; positive regulation of cytosolic calcium ion concentration
Cellular component (GO): external side of plasma membrane; membrane
Molecular function (GO): C-C chemokine binding; C-C chemokine receptor activity
Source: RefSeq, a predicted model, not a curated record
UGUCCAGCUGAAAGCACAUUCUGACCUGAACACAUCACAAGCUGACUCUCUGUGAUCAUUCAAAUCACAGAUACUUUAAACACCGAAAGAUCCUUGAAGGAAUGAAUGCCAUCGACAACAUGACUGCUGACUAUAGCCAAGAUGACUACGAUGAGACAUUAAACAACUCAAUGUGUGAUUUUGACGAGUGGGAACCGUCAUAUUCAUUGAUUCCUGUGCUCUACAUGCUCAUCUUCAUCCUGGGCCUCACUGGGAACGGUGUGGUCAUCUUCACUGUGUGGAGGUCCCAGUCCAAACGGAGAGCUGCGGACAUCUACAUUGGAAACCUUGCUCUUGCUGACCUGACCUUUGUGGUGACCCUGCCACUGUGGGCUGUGUACACCGCCCUGGGAUACCACUGGCCCUUUGGGGUGGCCCUCUGCAAGAUCAGCAGCUACGUGGUGUUGCUCAACAUGUACGCCAGUGUCUUCUGCCUCACCUGCCUGAGCCUGGACCGCUACAUGGCCAUCGUUCACUCCCUCACCAGCACUCAGCUGCGGACCAGAGGACACAUGCAGGCCUCGCUGGCCGCCAUCUGGAUCCUCUCAGGUGUGCUGGCUGCACCGACGCUGCUGUUUCGCUCCACGGUGUACGACGCCGAGACCAACCGCACCUCCUGCGCCAUGGACUUUAGCCUGGUGGUGAGCAAACAAGGCCAGGAGACCUACUGGAUCGCCGGCCUCAGCAUCUCCUCCACCGCUCUCGGCUUUCUGAUCCCCCUUCUGGCCAUGAUGGUGUGCUACGGGUUCAUCGGCUGCACCGUCACACGUCACUUCAACAGCCUGCGCAAGGAGGACCAGCGCAAACGGCGCCUGCUCAAGAUCAUCACCACGUUGGUGGUGGUGUUUGCUGCCUGCUGGAUGCCCUUCCACGUCGUGAAGACCAUGGAUGCUCUUUCGUACCUGAACCUUGCUCCUGACUCCUGCACCUUCCUGAACCUCCUUCUUCUGGCUCAUCCCUACGCAACCUGUCUGGCGUACGUCAACAGCUGCCUCAACCCGAUUCUCUACGCCUUCUUCGACCUCCGCUUCCGCUCCCAGUGCCUCUGCCUCCUCAACCUGAAGAAAGCCCUUCACGCCAGUCCUGCCAGCUCCCUUUCUUCACAGAAGACCGAGGCCCAGUCGCUGGCUACCAAGGUGUGAGGAGGUGGGUGGAAGGGUGAUGCAGACAAGUCAACAACUGUUACAUCCUUCACAAGAACUCAAUUGUUGUUGAGGACAAGCAGACUUUCCUUUUGUAUCUGACUGUGGGAACAUCAGGAACCAGCUUCCUUGUCCCGGGACUAAACAUUGGUACUCUGUGAACUGCAAAGAAGAACGUUCUGGUUUUGAAGAACUUGAUGCAGUCCGUUUGUCCUGGAGACCACAAGCAGACCAGAGACAGACCCCCACUGACAGCUGUGCUCCAGACGUGUGGGACAGAGUUGGGGAGAAUGAGCGAGGGCUUUUCUGCUUUUCUCUUAGUUGCCUCUGGAGCUUCAUAGACUUACAUGGAGCUGCAGGGUGCUGGGUGGUCCACGGAGGGGUUCGAGAACAAUUAAUGGACUCUAUACUUCUGAAUCUGUAUUAGUGCAUUUAACUGUGCUCUUUACCAUCUUGUAUUUUUUUUUCGGUUGCUUGUUUAUUUUAUUUUUUUGUCCUUUAAGCACUUGUUCAUAAGGGGCAGAGAUAAGAACGGUGGCCAGUCUGUCUUAUCUGAACCGUCAGGAUAGGGGAGGGAGGGAUGGGUGCCUUACUCGAGAAGAAGUGUUGCAGCUUGAUUAAAGACUUUUGGGGGGAGGUGGGUGAGACGAAAACAUGGAGGGGGGUGAACUCAGACAGACAGAUGGCAGUUGACAAAUGUUGUCGGGGAAAAGGGACGACCAAUUAAUAGGUGGCAGCUUCGACGGAUGAGAUACUGUGCAUGUAAGUGUGAACUAAUGAAAUGUGUGCCAGUGAAUUUUUUAUUUUGACAAACUUAUGUGAAAAAAAACUGCUGUAUGAUGCUUUUAUGCAGUACUCUAUGAAUAAAACAUGUACAAUGAA